AUGGGCUAGCGCGAUGCAUGCGCGGGUUAUCGUCGACUACUUCGACUCCUACCUUUGACUCUCUCCUCAUGAUUGUUAUCAACAACGCCAACAGGAAGCCCAUCAGUGUCUGGUCAUGCUGUUCGCCAUACGGAAUUCGUGAAAAUGCGCUUAAUCACUACCAUGGCCGCCACAGUUCAACUCGCAAACUUCAUCAUCUCAGCGGCCGACAAAGCCAUGAUAACAGCAUAUCUCGCGAAUGUAAGGCAUCGCUAUGCAUCGGCAAUGAUAUUGUAUGCUCGCUGCACUUCCCGCUACAUUCUGCCGCAAACUAGCUCUAGUCAAUGCCGAAGCUCAGUUGUCGGUUGUCCAGCUGCUCUUGCUUCAUCCACCGCAUGACCCCUCGCAAUUCCUGCAGUACGAGCACAAGGUCCUGUACCGCUGUCACUACUCACUUGCAUGAUGGAGGACUACCCGAAAGCGAAGCACAGGAACUGAGCAGCCCUUUCAGCACCAGUGCGUGCCGUGUCAGUUUACCGCUCUUGAAGCCUAUUGGCCGAACGCAACAGCGAUUGUGCCUCUGAACCCACCGCCAGACGCUCAACAGUACCCGCGUGUUUCACAGCUUCCGCCAUCAGGUUUCUGUCGUGGCAUCAACGUUGCUGAUGUGAGACCAGCUGCGUAUAGCAAACCGGCUCCACGACAACCGAAUGGGACAAUAUGGCCGUCAACAAUUUUCACAAUGGAUAGCAGAAUGCUGCCACAUUUCGGCUGACUUCGGUAUCGCAGGCGGGCAGUGACUGUCUACCUGAGCCUCUCAACGGUUCUAUCUCAGCUCCA
This is a messenger RNA of Baudoinia panamericana UAMH 10762, 819 nucleotides long. RefSeq lists its product as uncharacterized. The record is from RefSeq and is a predicted model, not a curated record. The transcript has a single exon. NCBI's taxonomy places the organism in Eukaryota, Fungi, Ascomycota, Dothideomycetes, Mycosphaerellales, Teratosphaeriaceae. Bases 163 to 378 code for a protein of 71 amino acids.